Molecule: messenger RNA, 1502 nt
Organism: Sphaeramia orbicularis (orbiculate cardinalfish)
Lineage: Eukaryota; Metazoa; Chordata; Actinopteri; Kurtiformes; Apogonidae
Product: P2Y purinoceptor 1
Exons: 1
Coding region: 73-1035 (320 amino acids)
Biological process (GO): G protein-coupled receptor signaling pathway
Cellular component (GO): membrane
Molecular function (GO): neuropeptide receptor activity
Source: RefSeq, a predicted model, not a curated record
UGCUCAGUCGUUUUGAUUUUGACCCCAGAACAGACGCACUGCUCCAGUACAUUCUGCUUUACAGAAGACAGAAUGAAUAACGCAACUUGUCCUCGUAUCAGCUUUGACUUCACCAGCAGAUUUCUGCCUCCUGUUUACAUCUUAGUGUUCAUCAUUGGUCUGGUGGCUAAUGGAUGGGGACUGAAGACUUUGCUGCAAAACUGGAAGAAAUUGGGAAACGUCAACGUGUUUGUUUUCAACCUCGGACUUACAGAUGUUUUGUACCUGCUCACUCUUCCAUUUCUUGUGGUGUACUACUUUAUGGAUAGUACAUGGAUCUUUGGAGACACAUUCUGCAAGAUAACAAGAUUCUGCUUCAACCUGAAUUUAUACGGCAGCAUCGGGUUUCUUACCUGUAUCAGUGUGUACAGGUACUUGGCCAUCGUCCAUCCCAUGAAGGUGAUGGGACGACUGAGUGUCACACACUCGGUGGUUAUUUCAGUCCUGGUUUGGCUGCUGGUGAGUGUUCAAAGUCUUCCAGACAUGUUCUUCACCAAAACAUCAACAAACAUGACUAAAUGUUAUGACACCACCUCUGAUGUCUACGUUGAGGAUUAUCUGAAAUACAGUCUUGGAUGGACAUUGACUGGGUUUUGUAUCCCACUCCUCAUCACACUGGGCUGUUAUGGACAUAUGAUUGUGACGCUGUGCCGGAAAGAAAACAUUGACAAAGUGCUGAAACGGAAAAGUUUGAGGUUACUAGUGAUCUUAGUUGUUCUCUUCUCUGUUUGUUACAUCCCCUAUCACGUACUGAAGAACCUCAACCUCUGGUCUAGAGUUUUAUCUAAAAGAGGGGCAUGUCGUGGAUGGUUUAAUGGAGUCUACAUCGCUCGUCAGAUAGGUCGUGGCCUUGUGAGUCUGAACAGUGCUCUGAACCCUCUGGUUUACCUUCAUGGAAGUGAAGUCGCUCCUGCUCAGCUCAGAAAACUGUUUCAGCAAGCACGUCAAGCUGUGAUGCGCCAAGCGUCCACACCUACUCAAAUGUCCACUAUGUAGAUGUAGUCUAAUAUUAUGUGAAUUAAAUGCCACCAUAAUUACCUCCGACAAGGACGGCAGAGGUUAUGUUUUCAUCGAGGUUUAUUUGUUUGUUUGUCUGUUAGCAAGAUAACUCAAAGUUAUGGAUGAAUUUUGAUGCAAUUUUCAGGAAAUGUUGAUGCUGGCAGAAGGAACAAAUGAUUACAUUUUGGUGGUGAUCGGGGGGGGGGCUCCGAGUUCUUUUCUAAUUGUUUGAUGUAAAGACAUUUUUUUCACUGUAUUGUGUUUAAUUUUUGGGUUGUUGUAGUAAAAUUGACAAAAUUAAGGAAAUAAAUGGAAACUAAGAGAACUGUUGGUGUGGAGCAUGUGGCUGUGGUCAGUAUUAUGAUGAUGUUAAUGAAAGUGUAUGUAUGUGUCAUGAUGGAGAGAAUGAACAAACUCAAUCGCAUGGUGCUGAAGGAGUACAGUGAUUUACUGAACAGAAAAUA